Molecule: messenger RNA, 539 nt
Organism: Ochlerotatus camptorhynchus
Lineage: Eukaryota; Metazoa; Arthropoda; Insecta; Diptera; Culicidae
Product: circumsporozoite protein-like
Exons: 2
Coding region: 36-539 (167 amino acids)
Source: RefSeq, a predicted model, not a curated record
CGAACGUUGAAAUCGUUUGUGAGCCAAAUUCAAAAAUGUUGAUGAAACUAACGGUUGUUGGUUGCCUGAUGGUGCUUACCGUCCUGAAUUCUACUCCCCCGGCGGAUGCGAUAGGAUUCGAACUACUGGGUCAACUGUCGGAACUGCUGUUCGGAAGCGACGAAUCGGACGAAUCGACGGAAACGGUGAUCAAUGCCAAACCGAAUGCCACCGUAACGGUGGUCUGCAUGAUGGAAUGCAAUCUCAAUGUAACCUGCGUCAACUGUAACAAAAUUGACACGACUAUGAUGAAACCGUCCAAUGGGAACGGUGGUGGAGGAGGAGGUAGCAAGCCGACGAAUGGUGGUGGAAAUGGUGGAAAUGGUGGCGGAAAUGGUGGCGGAAAUGGUGGCGGAAAUGGUGGCGAAAAUGGUGGCGGAAAUGGUGGCGGAAAUGGUGGCGGAAAUGAUGGCGGUAAUGAAGCUACAAUGGCUCCUGCUGAUUCGACCGCUGUACCUAAUACGGAACCGGCAAUGGAGACAAAUACAACACAAGGUUAA